Molecule: messenger RNA, 1275 nt
Organism: Carica papaya (papaya)
Lineage: Eukaryota; Viridiplantae; Streptophyta; Magnoliopsida; Brassicales; Caricaceae
Biological process (GO): regulation of DNA-templated transcription
Cellular component (GO): histone deacetylase complex
Molecular function (GO): protein binding; transcription coregulator activity
Source: RefSeq, a predicted model, not a curated record
CCUACAAGCACACUAUCUCUCUCUCUCUCUCUUUCUCUCCCUGUCUGCUUUUCCCCUCUGCCUCUGUGUUUUUCUUCUGCAAAAAUUUCUCAAUUUUUUAUCGAAUUUUCCGCCUUUUGCCUCCGAAAAUCACAUAUCCAUGUUCGCCAAUCCAGGAUCUUGCGAUUCAAUGCAAUUUUGAGGUUUAGUACUCUCUCUUUCGCUGGAUUCAACUCACUGAGUUGAUAUACGAAAAAAAAUGCUCGAGACUGUCGCCAGUUCUAUCAAUGGCGGUUUCUCUAACUUGCAGAGCUGCGGUGAAAGCAGCGAAGAGGAACUUUCGGUUCUGCCACGUCAUACCAAAGUGGUGGUGACAGGUAAUAACCGGACCAAAUCAGUGCUUGUAGGUCUUCAAGGUGUGGUCAAGAAAGCUGUUGGCCUUGGCGGCUGGCAUUGGCUGGUUCUUACGAAUGGGAUAGAAGUAAAGUUGCAGCGGAAUGCCCUUAGUGUGAUUGAAGCUCCUACUGGCAAUGAAGAAGAUGAUGAACUUGAGUUUGAGAACAUGCACUGGAAUGGAUCAGAUAUGGCAUCUGAUGACACUCAAAAGUCCCAUAAAUCAAGGCAUAAGACACAUAAAUCAACAGGAUCAUCUCACAAGACUAUGAGCAGGUCUCUUUCGUGUGACUCACAGUCCAAGGGUUCUGUUUCCACCCCCCGUGGUGGGACCACGAAGGUUGACCUCAGCAAACUGGAGAUGUCUGCACUAUGGAGAUAUUGGCGACACUUCAAUCUUGUGGAUGCCAUUCCCAAUCCAUCAAAGGAGCAACUAGUUGAUGUUGUUCAGAGGCAUUUCAUGUCUCAGCAAAUGGACGAGUUGCAGGUCAUUGUGGGGUUUGUUCAGGCCGCGAAAAGACUGAAGACCGUCUGCAAAUGACCUUGAGAAGAAGAGAACGGAGAAAGCAUUGAGUAUGGUUCUCAAUGAUAAGUUGCUAACAAGAUAUGCGAGUGUCACGUUGACUGGUACCCAAUCCAAGUGUCCCCUUCCUUUAGUAGUUGACACCUCGUAGCAUAUUUAUGGGUGGCUUGUUUAUGUUUUUAUCGUGUAUGUUAGUAGGGGGUAGUAUUUACUUUUAAGGUUAUAUAGAGGUUUUAGUUUUUGGUAGUGUAGUAAUGUAGAUAUGUGUAAACUGGCGACUAGACCUUUAAGGAAUCCUUGUGGCUUUUGGGUGAAAUGUAUUUGCUGACUCGGGGAAGUGGAUUUCUUAAGAUGUAAAUAUUCCUUCUUCGCUGCUUUUA